AGUGUGAUUUGACGAUGAUAAAGCUUUAUUAUUGGCUAAUUAUUGUGCUGAAUUUAGCAGCAGCUCUCUGUUCUGCUGGUAAAUAUAGCAGGGAGGACUUCCCUCCUGGCUUCGUUUUUGGUGCUGCUACCUCUGCGUAUCAGGUUGAAGGAGCAGCAAAAGAGGAUGGGAGAACUCCUAGCGUUUGGGAUACCUUUUCUAAUGGAGGUGGAGAUGUGGCAGUUGAUCAGUACCACAAAUACAAGGAAGAUGUCAAACUUAUGGCAGAAACUGGAUUAGAGGGUUAUAGAUUUUCCAUCUCAUGGUCAAGACUCAUUCCAAAUGGAAGAGGACCUGUCAAUCCAAAGGGCUUACAGUAUUACAACAAUCUCAUCAAUGAACUUAUUAGCCAUGGCAUCCAAGCGCAUGUUACUUUGUUAAAUUAUGAUCAUCCACAGGCACUUGAAGAUGAAUACGGAGGAUGGAUUAGCAGAAAAAUGGUGAAAGACUUCACAAAUUAUGCAGAUGUGUGCUUCAGAGAAUUUGGAGACAGGGUUUCAACUUGGACUACCAUAAAUGAGCCAAAUAUCUUUGCAGUUGGAGGCUAUGACCAAGGAAUAACAGCACCCGGACGAUGUUCUUUUCCAUUUGGAUUCAACUGCUCAAAAGGCAACUCCUCCUAUGAGCCAUAUUUAGCAGGUCAUCAUAUGCUGUUGGCUCAUGCAUCAACUGUAAGAUUGUACCGGAAAAAAUAUCAGAGAAAGCAAGAUGGAACUAUAGGAGUGAACCUCUAUGCCUUUUGGCUUCUCCCUCUAACUAAUUCAACAGAGGAUGUUACUGCUACACAAAGAGCCAUAGACUUCUACUUUGGUUGGUUUCUAGAUCCAUUAGUGUUUGGAGACUAUCCGGAAAUAAUGAAGAAAAAUGUAGACUCAAGACUUCCAGUUUUGACCAAGCAAGAAUCCAAAUUGGUUAAGGGAGCAUUUGAUUUUGUAGGCCUUAUACAUUACACUACAGUUUAUGCCAAGGAUAAUCCCGAUAGUCUGAAAUUCGAAUACAGAGAUUUCGGUACAGAUAUGGCAGUAACUCAGCUUUUGGAUGCGGAUAAUCCAUAUUCAAUAUUUCCAGAGAAACUUCCAAUAAGGCCUUGGGGUCUGCAAGGAGUUUUGGAGUACAUUAAACAAACUUAUGGCAAUCCUGCUGUUUACAUUCAUGAAAAUGGUCAAGUGACUCCACAUAAUUUUUCAUUGGAAGACACACCAAGGGUGGAAUAUUUACAAGCAUACAUUGGAGGUGUACUGGAUGCAAUCAGGAAUGGAUCGGACACAAGGGGAUAUUUUGUAUGGUCAUUCUUAGAUGUAUUUGAGUUGUUAGGGAAUGGCUUCGGAUCAAGCUAUGGCCUGUAUUUUGUAGAUGUGGAGGAUCCGGAUUUGAGAAGAGAAGCCAAGCAAUCUGCACAUUGGUAUUCCAACUUUUUGAAAGGAAAUGUUCAAGUUGAUAGAGAAAAUAUUUCCAGUAUAGCACAAGGACACUCCUUCGUAGGUUAAUGUUGCUGUUACGGUUACUGUUAGUACAUUGCUCGAAAGCUCAAAGAAUAUACAGGCUAAUAAAAUUUGAGGUUAAAAUUCUCUCUACUUGUGAAUUUGUCAAAAGGAAAAUGUAGCAUUACAUUAGCGUUUUUGUAAAAAUCUCUGUUAUGUUUGAAAGUUCUAAUAAAUAUAUUACAAAUUAAUUUAUUUUCAUA
Messenger RNA from Jatropha curcas, 1723 nucleotides. Its product is annotated as beta-glucosidase 11. Gene Ontology annotation, biological process: carbohydrate metabolic process. NCBI's taxonomy places the organism in Eukaryota, Viridiplantae, Streptophyta, Magnoliopsida, Malpighiales, Euphorbiaceae. The record is from RefSeq and is a predicted model, not a curated record. Gene Ontology annotation, molecular function: beta-glucosidase activity.